This is a messenger RNA of Notechis scutatus (mainland tiger snake), 604 nucleotides long. Lineage: Eukaryota; Metazoa; Chordata; Lepidosauria; Squamata; Elapidae. The record is from RefSeq and is a predicted model, not a curated record.
UCUUGUAAAGAUUUUCAACCGUGAAUUGUUUGGGGAAAUUGCUGAAGAAAAAGAAGUAAAAGGCAUUGUUUCCAAAGUUAUGGAAGCUCGUAGAAGCAAAAGUUAUGAUUCUUAUGAAAUCCUUGCCAAAUAUGUAGGAAAAAACCAAGUGAUUAAGCUUAUUCUUCCAUUAAAAGAGGUUUUGGAGAAUACAACCAGCCUAAAACUAUCUCGAAAGGUGCAUGAAACUUUACGACGAAUUGUGUCUGGAUUGAUAGUGAACAAGGCAAUGACUGCAGAGACUGUUCUUCUACUCAGCCAUGGUUUGAUUAGUGAAAAUCUACCAUUGCUAACAGAAAAAGCAAAAAUGAAAACGGCAGUUCCUCCAGAUCCUCGUUUGCAACCAGAGAGCUGCCUCCUUCUGCCACCGACUCCCAUUCGAGGAGGUCAAAAAGCACCCGUGAGCAGCAAGACUAACAUGCAUGUCUUGGUUGAGUCAGGGCUCCGGCUGCUGCACAUGAGUUUGAAGAGAUCUAAAAUAAACUCUUCAGAUGAGCAUGUUUUAGAAAUGAUGGAUCCAUUUGUACCACUGCUUAUCACCUGCCUUCAGUCCACAGAUAUUAAG